AUGACUAAGGUUGGUUGGGUAUUGAAGUCUCGAAAGCUCACUCCUCGUUUUAUUGGUCCUUAUCAAAUUCUUAAAAGAGUCAGCAAAGGUUACUACCAUGUUGCAUUACCCCCAUCUCUCUCAAACCUCCAUAGUGUCUUCCAUGUCUCUCAACUUCGUAAGUAUCUUCCUGACCCAUCUCAUGUGAUUCAAUUAGAUCAUGUGCAAAUAAGAGAUAACCUAACUUAUAAAGCAUCACCCUUGCAAAUUGAAGAUCGAGAGGUAAAAAACUUAAGAGGAAAGGAAAUUCAUUUGGUUAAGGUUAUGUGGAGAAGACUCGUUGAGGGUAGCAUGACUUGGGAGCUAGAGAUCCAUAUGAAGGAGCCUUAUCCAGAUUUGUUCAUCUCGGGUAAAAAAAUUCCAAAACAAAAAUUCAAUAAGUGUGGAAUAACUGUAACACCCCAAAUAAUUUAUUUAGAUUUUAUUCCUUAA
This is a messenger RNA of Lathyrus oleraceus (garden pea), 471 nucleotides long. RefSeq lists its product as uncharacterized. The transcript has a single exon. Bases 1 to 471 code for a protein of 156 amino acids. NCBI's taxonomy places the organism in Eukaryota, Viridiplantae, Streptophyta, Magnoliopsida, Fabales, Fabaceae. The record is from RefSeq and is a predicted model, not a curated record.